Cydia splendana is the source of this 3130-nucleotide messenger RNA. RefSeq names its product low density lipoprotein receptor adapter protein 1-like. NCBI's taxonomy places the organism in Eukaryota, Metazoa, Arthropoda, Insecta, Lepidoptera, Tortricidae. The transcript has 7 exons. The coding region runs from base 160 to 801 and encodes 213 amino acids. The record is from RefSeq and is a predicted model, not a curated record.
CUGGGCAGAGCUCCCGCCGCGCUCAUAUCUCGAAGGGUAGUCCGAAGAGCGCACGCGUAUACCGCGGAAAAAUUCAUUUAGAAAAAGUUUUGUAAACAGCCAGGAUUUACUUUUUCAUUUAUGUAAAUAUUUGAGUUGGCAAACUUUAAAAAAGUUAAGAUGACGACGUUCAUAAGGAAAAUGUGGAAAAAUCGCUCCAAACAUAAAAAACUAGAAGAAUGGGCACUAGCAGAAUGCGAGGGCGAGAGUUGGUGGCGCGAGGCACGGGAGUCAACCGGAAAAGAUGCCUCGGUGGACGUGCGGUACGCCGGCAUGGUGCCCGUCGAGCGCGCCGCAUCCGCUCCCGCUACCGCCAUCGCUGUCCGCUCCGCCUUACACUCCGCCAAGACUCUCAACAAAAAGUUGCAGCGAGUGAGCUUGGACAUUAGCUCAAAGGGCAUCGUGGUCACUGAUGCAGACUCUCACGACAAUGUGCUCAGCAUAUCCAUCUACAGGAUCUCCUACUGCUCAGCAGAUGCAGCCAACGCUCGUGUGUUCGCGGUAGUGGAGGGGCGCGGCUGCGAGCACGUCGCGCACGUGUUCACGUGCCCGCGCAGCCGGCACGCGCGCGCGCUCGCGCUGGCUCUUGCGCACGCCUUUAACGACGCCUAUCAGGCAUGGCAGAGUAACCACCAAGGCAGCUCCUUACAGCGCAACGACAAACGCUCAUCACCUUGGGAGCGAUUUCCUCAAGAGUCCGACGAAGAAGAAUUGGAAGACGAACAGUGGCAGGCGCAGGCUCCUUUGGUCACUUUCGCGUGAACUUAAUUUCAAUAAGGUUUAGGACAUAGGGGGUUGUGCACAAAUCACGUGAGGUGUUUUCGGCUACUUUUUGACCCCCCCUCCCCCUUGAUAUUUGGUGAGGUUUUUGGCUACCCCCCCCCACAACCUAAAUAGACUCGCUAUUUCGAAGUGCAGAGUGAAAAUUUAUGUUUAACGAAACCCAGGAAAAGUAUCCACUCAAGUGGUAGGUUUUUUUUUCUUACUUUCGUUCACUGUAGAAAAAUACACGUGAGGUUUCCUUAUACCCCCCUCCCCCAACGUGAUCUAUCGUUCGUGACCCCCCCUCCCCCUGUGGAGCCUCGCGUGAUUUGUGCACAAUGUGUCUGUCAUUGUUGCCCUCACUUUCUGACAAUAAUGUGACACGAUAGACGAUAAAAGACCAACCAUCAUACUGCCCCAUCACUCCCAACAGUCGUAACCGCGAUUGGAAAACUAAUUCAAUUGUUUACUGCAGUAUUGUUGCGCGAUUAAUUCCAAAUUCAAAAUGAUUCUCCAAUCGCUGUUCAGUCUGUUAUGGGUGUCACGGCAGCGAACAAUUAUCAAAGCAUCUAUUCGACACACGCGCACAAAGACGUAAAGGCGUAAAGGUACCUAUUUAUCAGGCGUUGAGUUUUUUUGAAGCAAAUUGGAAGCAAGUGCGAAUUUGGAAGACUGUCAGAGGCUCAGAGGACGGAUUAAUUUAAAAUGUUCGCAAAGACUUAGGUAUUGUAGCACGUUACGUUUAUUUAGGGACAGGUUCUCAAUUUAGUAAAAUCAUGACAGAUAUCUAACGCGCGUGUCGAAUAGAUGCCCAAAUUAAAAUGUAAGUACAACGGCUUUUCGUUAGUAAGAAAAGUACAAAUUAGGCCGAUCAAAUUAUAAUUACGGCUCUUAAAAUUCGUGGAACUGACGAUCCCUACUGCAAUGUGCGGUUUUUAAAAGUACACUGACUAUUAUUUGGGCAAGUUUUUAAAAUACAUAUAAAAAUUUAUAAUUUUGUAGUGGUAGUUUGACAAUUCGUAAACAAAGACGUAACGUCUACCGAUCUCCAGUAAAAGUGUUGCUGUAGGUACAGCACGGAUAUGAUGGUCGUUCUUGUCUACGUGACAACGUGAUAAAACUGUAUCCGUCACUUUCUAUCCCGCGGUGUUAAAAAGUGACAGUUAUUUUAUCACGUGGACAAUUGCCAAUGCCAUCCAUAAUACGCCGGCUGGUCACAAAUAAAUAAUUUGACAUAUAAUUCAUAUACAUUACUUUAGUAUGGAUGACAAGUGAUAAAUAUGUAGGUAUACGGAUUCAUCCGACAAUAAAACUACUAACAUACGGUAUAAAUAACAAUAUGUUACAUUUGUACCUCUAGAAGAACUACAUUCCAAAAACAUUCCUCAUAUUUUCAACCGGUAACAUGCUUCAUAAAAUAACUUACGGUAAUAAUGAUAUUAUUAAGUAUGUAUGUAUUAUGUAAGUAGGUAUAGUAAAACAAGGAAAAAAUUGGUACAAUUUAUUACUAUUAUUUAUAAGGUUUCAUAUAAAUAUUUCGACUGAUGUAAGCAAAAUAUGUUAGAAUAAAGUUAAUUUAAAUAUACUUUUGUUUAUCUUCUCCUUAGCGCCACCAUAACCCGGUUUACCGUAAGGUUUACCGGUUAAACCUGGAGUUACCAUGGUUUACAGUACAAUUUAACACUGGGUUAACGGUUUAACCACUUCUGAAUUCUGAAAACUACACACUUACAAAAAAAUUGAAAAAAUCUGAUUUAAGUAUUACACAAUUAAAAAAUAUUUGUACGUCCACUUCAUCAAAGGAAUCUUCUUCAAAAAAGUCUUCAAGAUUUAAAUGCCGCUCAAAUAUACGACCACCGUACGCCUGCCGCCCGCACCUUCCCCGCCACCCUUAGUCAUCCUACCCCGUCGCCCCCGUACCGCGCAGGCGAGGACUCAUUUAAGCGGUCGGUCUAUAGUGGUCCAGGCGGCGUAGCCAAGAUGCCAAUCGCUUACGCUCCGUAGCGAUCGAAACGCAACUGUCACUGUCGCGCUAAUAUGGAAGAGUGAUAGAGAGACAUAAUGCUUUUCGUUGUCGAAGCGAUAGCGAUUGUAACCUUGGCUAGGCCGGCUGGUUUUUGACAAUAGAUGUCUCGGCGAACGAAAACUCUAAUGCUCAACAAUUUUCAGCUAAUAUUAUAACCGGAUUAACUGGAAGUCUAUUUUUAACCCCUUCUGCUUAUAAGAUUAGUUGUAAAUUGUUUUAGUAUUACAUUUUUCGUCAGUAGCUACACUUGUGACAUCUUGUGUCAAGUAGGGGUACUAAUAGUUCCACUACUUGACGUUAGAU